GCAUAUCCGUUGAAGGCAAAAAACGGGUCGUGUAGUUCUGUUGUCGACGAAGUAUAAUUUUAUAAAAAUUGACGCUACCUUACUAGCGUCGCAAGUAUAAGGUGCUCGGGUCGAACUGGUAAGCAAAAUGAAUUUGGUACCAGGAUCUGUGACCUUUGAUGAAUACGGCAGGCCGUUUCUUAUCUUUCGUGACCAAGAUAAACAAAAACGGCUAACCGGCAUUGAUGCAAUUAAGUCACACAUUUUAGCGGCUCGUAAUGUGGCCAAUAUUCUUAAAACUUCUUUGGGACCAAAAGGUCUUGAUAAGUUAAUGGUAAGUUCCGACGGAGAUGUUACCGUAACCAAUGAUGGAGCAACUAUUUUGAAGAACAUGGAUGUGGACCAUGAAAUUGCAAAAUUGAUGGUUCAAUUAUCUCAAUCCCAAGAUGAUGAGAUUGGGGAUGGUACUACUGGAGUAGUCGUGUUAGCUGGUGCACUUUUGGAACAAGCAGAACAAUUGUUAGAUAAGGGAAUUCAUCCGAUCAGAAUUGCAGAUGGUUUUGAAAUAGCAGCAAAAUGUGCGGUUAAACAUCUCAAAAGCAUUGUAGAAGACUUUGAAGGAAGUCUGGAUAAUCUCGAACCAUACAUAAAAAUAGCUAUGACCAGUCUUGGUUCAAAGAUCAUCAACAAGUGUCAUAGGCAAAUGGCAGAAAUAGCUGUAAAAGCUGUAUUCGCAGUUAUGGAUCCUUUCGUACGCGAUGUAAAUUUUGAACUCAUAAAAGUAGAAGGAAAGGUCGGUGGCAGGCUAGAAGACACUGUCCUAGUUUAUGGUGUUGUUAUUGAUAAAGACUUCAGUCACCCUCAAAUGCCUAAGAGAUUGGAAAAUGUGAAAUUGGCCAUUUUGACCUGUCCGUUCGAGCCGCCCAAACCGAAAACAAAGCAUAAGUUGGACAUUACAUCGGUCGAAGACUAUAGAGCUUUACGUGAAUAUGAACGGGAGAAAUUCACAGAAAUGGUGAAAAAGGUUAAGGAGGCAGGUACAACACUUGCUAUUUGUCAAUGGGGUUUCGACGACGAAGCCAAUCAUCUCCUCCUACAGAAUGAAUUGCCAGCAGUUAGAUGGGUCGGUGGUCCAGAAAUUGAACUAAUUGCUAUUGCAACGGGCGGCCGUAUCGUUCCACGUUUCGAGGAAUUGACACCGAAGAAACUUGGUCACGCAGGCGUCGUCAGGGAGCUGACAUUUGGCACUACUAAGGACCGAAUGCUCGUCAUCGAAGAAUGCCAGAAUUCUCGAGCGAUUACAAUCUUCAUUCGCGGUGGAAAUAAAAUGAUUAUUGAAGAGGCAAAGCGGGCUAUUCAUGAUGCACUUUGUACGGUUCGCAAUGUGAUCAAGAAUAAGAAGAUUGUAUAUGGCGGUGGCGCUGCUGAGAUUUCCUGUGCUCUUGCUUGUGCAAAUCAGGCCAAUAGGAUCAGCACUUUGGAACAGUAUGCCUUCCGUGCGUUCGCGGAGGCUUUGGAAGCUGUACCAAUGGCACUUGCUGAAAAUGCUGGUCUUUCUCCCGUCGAUACCAUAGCUGAAAUUAAAGCACGUCAAAUAGUUGAGAACAACCCCGCUCUCGGUGUUGAUUGCUUGCAUGCAGGCACUGCCGAUAUGAAAGAGCAACACGUUAUCGAGACAUUGACGAGUAAGUCUCAACAAAUCUUGUUGGCCACGCAAUUGGUGAAAAUGAUACUUAAAAUUGACGAUAUACGUUCAGUGAGCGAUGCCAGCGAUGCAGCGUAAAAAAGAUAACAUAUUUUCUACUUCGAUUAUAAAUUUAUCUACGAAGAGAAUUGGAUGUAUACGUCACCAUUUUACUUCGAGCUUCAUUUACGUUUUUAAUUGAAAAAACUACGUUUCACUAAACAACUAAAUUUCAUUAACUCUCACGCCUCUUUUGUCGUCGAUUUGCUACACAUUGAUAAUUUAUAUGAUAAUACUGUAUUACGAUACGAAUAAAUUUGUUUUACUUUUACCAAUA
Colletes gigas is the source of this 2000-nucleotide messenger RNA. RefSeq names its product T-complex protein 1 subunit epsilon (gene CCT5). The record is from RefSeq and is a predicted model, not a curated record. Gene Ontology annotation, cellular component: chaperonin-containing T-complex. The transcript is spliced from 7 exons. Gene Ontology annotation, biological process: protein folding. Bases 128 to 1762 code for a protein of 544 amino acids. Lineage: Eukaryota; Metazoa; Arthropoda; Insecta; Hymenoptera; Colletidae. Gene Ontology annotation, molecular function: ATP hydrolysis activity; ATP binding; ATP-dependent protein folding chaperone.